This is a messenger RNA of Striga hermonthica, 2460 nucleotides long. Lineage: Eukaryota; Viridiplantae; Streptophyta; Magnoliopsida; Lamiales; Orobanchaceae. The record is from the annotation of a GenBank genome assembly.
AUGGCAAAUCGUGUCUUGAGUCGUGUCCACAGCCUCCGUGAGCGCCUUGACGAUACCCUUGCCUCUCAUCGAGAUGAAAUAGUACUGUUUCUAUCAAGGCUCGAAAGCCACGGAAAGGGAAUUCUAAAGCCUCACCAGCUUCUGGCCGAGUUCGAGUCCAUUAUCCAAUCGGAUGAUGCUAAAGGACUGCAAGAUCACGCCUUCAAACAAGUUCUCAAGAGCACACAGGCAAAUAUCUAUAUAAUCUCGAUUUUCUUAAUAUUAUUCGAAGCAAUCGUGUUCCCUCCUUGGGUUGCGCUUGCUAUCCGGCUAAGGCCAGGCGUGUGGGAGUACAUACGAGUCGAUGUUAAGACAUUGGCCGUGGAGGAACUAACCGUGCCCGAAUAUUUGCAGUUUAAGGAAGAGCUUGUGGAUGGACCUUUGAACGGCAACUUUGUUCUCGAGCUUGAUUUCGAACCAUUCACCGCGUCUUUUCCGAAGCCGACACUCACAAAGUGGAUUGGUAACGGCGUGGAGUUCCUCAAUCGGCACCUCUCGGCAAAAAUGUUUCACGACCGGGAUAGCAUGACCCCACUCCUCGAUUUCCUCCGGUCCCAUCACUAUAAGGGCAAGACAUUGAUGUUGAACGACCGAAUAAGGAACCUUAACGCUCUCCAAUCCAUGCUGAGGAAGGCCGACGAGUACCUUUCCACACUUCCUCCCGACACGCCGUACGAGGAUUUCGAGCACAAGUUCCAAGAAAUCGGGCUCGAGAGAGGGUGGGGAGACAAAGCCGAGCGCGUGUCUGAAAUGAUCUCUAUGCUUCUGGACCUUCUAGAAGCUCCUGAUUCCUGCACUCUAGAAAGAUUCCUCGGGCGGGUCCCUAUGGUCUUCAACGUUGUCAUUCUUUCGCCUCACGGGUACUUUGCUCAGGAGAAUGUCUUGGGUUAUCCGGACACGGGCGGCCAGGUUGUCUACAUUUUGGAUCAAGUUCCGGCAUUGGAGCGUGAGAUGGUCAAACGUAUUAAGGAACAAGGACUUGAUAUCGAGCCACGGAUUCUCAUUGUGACUCGAUUACUUCCGGAUGCAGUCGGAACGACUUGUGGCCAAAGGCUCGAGAAGGUUUUUGGAACCGAGCACUCGCACAUUCUCCGAGUCCCCUUCAGAACAGAGAAAGGGAUCGUUCGGAAAUGGAUUUCUCGAUUUGAGGUGUGGCCUUACAUGGAAACUUUCACCGAGGACGUCGCAAAAGAAAUUACGGCAGAACUGCAAACGAAGCCCGAUUUGAUAAUUGGUAACUACAGUGAGGGGAAUCUUGCAGCUUCCUUGCUUGCCCACAAGUUAGGUGUAACUCAGUGUACAAUUGCGCAUGCGCUCGAGAAAACGAAAUAUCCCGAUUCAGACAUCUACUUGAAGAAAUUCGACGACAAGUACCACUUCUCGUGUCAGUUCACGGCCGAUCUAUACGCGAUGAACCAUACCGAUUUCAUCAUUACCAGCACGUUCCAAGAGAUAGCCGGAAGCAAACACACUGUGGGACAAUACGAGAGCCACAUGGCAUUCACGAUGCCCGGUUUAUACCGUGUUGUGCAUGGCAUUGAUGUCUUCGACCCGAAAUUCAACAUCGUCUCGCCAGGAGCCGACACGAAGGUCUAUUUCCCGUACACGGAAAAGGAGAAAAGGCUCACGGCAUUCCAUCCGGAAAUCGAGGAGCUUCUGUAUAGCAACGUCGAAAACGACGAACAUUUAUGUGUCCUCAAAGACAAGACCAAGCCCAUCCUAUUCACCAUGGCCCGUCUCGACCGUGUCAAGAACCUAACCGGGCUCGUCGAGCUCUAUGCCAAGAGCCCCCGCCUCCGCGAGCUCGUCAACCUCGUCGUGGUCGGCGGGGACCGCCGCAAGGAGUCGAAAGAUCUCGAGGAACGAGCCGAGAUGAAGAAAAUGUACGAUCUGAUCGGGACCCACCACCUGAACGGUCAGUUCAGGUGGAUCUCGUCCCAGAUGAACAGGCUACGCAACGGGGAGCUCUACCGAUGCAUAGCCGACACGAAGGGCGCUUUCGUCCAACCCGCGUUUUACGAGGCGUUCGGGCUCACGGUGGUUGAGGCCAUGACGUGCGGGCUUCCGACCUUCGCGACCGUGCACGGUGGGCCCGCCGAGAUCAUCGUGCAUGGGAAGUCGGGCUUCCACAUCGACCCGUACAACGGGGAGGAAGUCGCGGGUGUUCUAGUCGAUUUCUUCGAGAAGUGCAAGGUGGACCCCGCGCAAUGGGACGCCAUCUCGGUUGGCGGCUUGAAGCGUAUCGAGGAGAAGUACACAUGGCAGAUUUACUCGGACAGGCUGCUGACGCUGGCCGGAGUGUACGGUUUUUGGAAAUACGUGUCGAAGCUCGAUCGGCUGGAAAUCAGGCGGUACCUUGAGAUGUUCUACGCGCUCAAGUUCCGUAAACUGGCUGAAGCAGUUCCUCUGGCUGUUGAGUGA